AUGCCUGAACCCACGCCGCUACCUGCUCCACUACUUCUGGAGUUGCUUGUUCCACAAACCGAGACCUUCCUGGUAGAGGGACUCUACAUAGGCCUAUUGUCGCGACACCGGCCCCCAACCGAGGUGCGAGAAUGGUUCGACGACAAACAUGUUCGUGAAAUGCUUCAUACACACGUCAAACGAAAGAACAAGAGUCCAGACUACCUGACGGCCAUCAUUUUGUGUAUGGCCGGUCUGCUCGAGGGAACUCAGGUCCGGUUGACACCAACUAUCUGGAUUUCGACCGGUGACACGAGGUCGAAAAGUAGCAUCAAGAACUCAAUCAGCAAUGCAACCUACCUCAACAAGUUCCUGGCGAAGUUUCAGAUGAGAGAACCUCAUGUUACCGCAGCAUCGGAUGGCAGUACCUUCCAGUGUUACUCCACUAUUGGUGGCUUGAUCCUUGUGGAUGAUGACCUUUUCGCCAUCACAACUGCUCACGCUAUCACAAAGCAUGGAAUCCCGGACCCUCGGCACGUGGUCAUGGACGAAACAGAUGACCCCCUUAUACUGAGAGGUUCGCAUCUGCGCGAAUGGGUGCCCUCACCAUUCCCAAACACUUUCGCAUAUUUAGGCGACGCGUAUGUCCGUGGCACCAAAGUUGACAAGCCUGUUGUUGAUGCUGCAGACUUUGCUCUCGUCGAACCGCAAUCGUUCCCAAAGCUAGGUAACAGAUACCAGGUUGAGGGUUGGUCGGAUUUCGAAACAGUCUCAGGUCAUACACCAACCGCUGAACUCUCUUCCGGAGAUGUAACGAUUUGUACAAAUGACUACAGGGUCCCGAUGAAGGGCUAUAUGGUAGAAGGCGAUGCUCCCAUCAUUGUGGGAGGUGUUAUGAUGCUUACAAGGAUGAUAGAAGUGACUAUGCCGGCGGCCCCUGGCUUAUCGGGCUCUUGGGUAGUUCGAGGAGAGGAGCUGUGUGGCGUUGUAUAUGCAGGCAAUGCCUCAAUUCCAUACCUUUACAUUAUUCCAGCCGAAACCAUGCUGGAGAACGUAAAAAAGUUGCUUGGAUCUGGUACCGUAAGAGUCGCGACUACCCAGAAUAUAUCUGAGUGGAAGCUUCGACAUACACCCGACAUUCAUACCUGGAAGUCUUUGGCUGAUGAGUCGCCCUCGCCACAUGUUGAGACCAAAGCGCCUCAACCGCUAGAAGAUACAUCUUUCUAUGAGAUGUAUCAAGUGGGAACCAUGGUUCGAAUCAAAUCUUUUUUCGCUGACCUUACUGUUGAAUCGCAAGAGAUGUAUACUGUUUGGGAUGCUUCUAGAGAUCGACAAGGCAACGCACAAUAUACGCUUCAAAAGUCCGACGGAAGUCUGGUGGAUGGAGGAAGAGAAUACAGUAGAAACGAACUGACAUUUGUUGUCACACUUGAGCGCGCCAUCAACGUCUCACUUCCAUACACCCGCGAGCUACACUCCUCAGCAACAAUGUACAACCACCCUGACACCCAGCAAAUUCUUACCCGCCUCGUCAACGAUGGUACUCCUCAAGAGAUUGCCGAAGAAGGCCUUCGCAUCUGUCGCGUCAAUGCUGAUCUGCGCGCUGAGUUGGACCUGACCAGGAGGCAUGCUGCAGCUGCGACUGCUGCACUUGCUCGCAGUGGUCCUGCGCUUGCACAACGUGGUGCUGUCUCCGCCUCCAUGGCCGCUUCCACAUCAUCUACUGCUGGUACCAUUCCUAUCCUCAAGAGCAACACUGCAGUCCCCACCUCCACCAUCCCCGCCACCCCUCCUCAAGGCCAGCCUCGGGCUAUCAAGGCGCUGAAGAACAAGAUCGCAGUAAUGGAAGAUGCUCUCGCUGAGAUGCGGAACGAAGCGCCGAAGAUGCGCGAGUGCAUGGCGUGGAUGUGGGACAUCAUUGGCAAGGAGCGCAUAAAUCACGUUCCAAAGCAGUUGAAGGAUAUGUACCAUGAAACGAUGGUCGUGGACUUGGUGGAUUGGCAGCCAAACGGUAGGGUGAAAGGUGGGAAGGGUAAGGAUGACUUGAAGAAUACAAAGGGUAAAGAGGAGGUCAAGGUCAAGAAGGAGAGGGCGUCUGCUGCCGACAAUGUUCUUGCAGGUGUCAAGCGAAGGGGCGUAUCGCCUCUUGGUAAAGAUGCUAAGAAGAUCAAGUUUGAGCAGAGGGAAGUCUAA
Messenger RNA from Alternaria postmessia, 2172 nucleotides. RefSeq lists its product as uncharacterized. NCBI's taxonomy places the organism in Eukaryota, Fungi, Ascomycota, Dothideomycetes, Pleosporales, Pleosporaceae. The coding region runs from base 1 to 2172 and encodes 723 amino acids. The transcript is spliced from 6 exons. The record is from RefSeq and is a predicted model, not a curated record.